CCAUUGCGGCUUCGAGGGCCGCCGGCCGGGCGCGGCCCGUGCGCACCGGGGGGUGUGUCGCGCGCGAGCCUGCAGCGGCCGGCCUCCCCCGCGAGGGCGGGGGGGGCGUUUGGAGGAGGAGGAGGAGGAGGGAGUCGGCGCGCCAUGUGGCUGCUGCUGGUGCCCCGCCGCAGCGCCCUCUCGCGCACCGGGCGCCAGCUCGCCACGCUCUGCGCGG
Molecule: messenger RNA, 217 nt
Organism: Prorocentrum cordatum
Lineage: Eukaryota; Dinophyceae; Prorocentrales; Prorocentraceae
Source: the annotation of a GenBank genome assembly